UGUUGGGGGUCCCGGCACGUGAUGGUGCUCAGUGUGCCGCCAGUCCCCGUCGUGUGGACACUCACCCUCUUGACGAGAACUGGCAAGAGGCGGUGAUCUGUUGAGCGCGUGUGUGUGUUGAUGGAAAUAUUUAAUAGUUGCGUGUUGGGUUGAUACUGUACAUAGGUUGGGAAGACUGUUAAGUAUUUUUAAGGAUAAUUGCCAGAUGUAACACAUAUAAACACAGUACUUUAAUGUAUCUAUAAGUGACACAAGAGACCAGGAAUGUGAGGGACAACGGUCGUGCGUCUGUGUAAAUACUGACUGAAAAAAUGUAAAUGUCGUGAAAAAUAAUGAACCUGAAGACUCUAUAUUUAAGGACGAUACGGGUGUAUAGAAUAAGAACUUUGUAAAUAGAGAAUAACUUAGAGACGCUAUGUACAGUACCUUGUGAUGCUCACUACAAUGACCAGUGUAAAUAAGAGAAGAUGUCUUAGUGGUGUGUGUUAGAAAAUAAGAUAAAAUGUAAACACCUGUAAAUACUGAUGGAUACUCUCUCACUGUUGACACUAAGAGGAAAGAUGUAAAUAAGGGUUUAGUUUGUGAGACAUUAAGAGAGAGAGAGAGAGAUCACGUAGAAAUUAAGUGUUGUAGAGAAAAAUAAAGUGAGAUAGAGAGAUGGCUUCGGCGAGGAGCAGAGUGUCGUCUUUGGUGGUGGUAGCCCUUAUGAUAGUGUGUGUGUGAGUGUGUGUGUGAGUGUGAGUGUAUAUGAGUCAUGACCACCACCACCACCAUGACAGUGGUGGGGCCACUAUGGGGGACCCCACAACACAGGCUCCCUAACCGGUGUCGCCCGGGCCAGAGACUGGCAGACUCCGGGAGAGCGAGACCGUGGCAGACCCCUUCCUUCCCUGUAAUCUUCCUUGUGUUACUGCUCCUCCUCGACCUCGCCAUGCCGUCCCCAGCGCACCAUCACACGCUCGACCUCGAGUACGACCUUAGAACGUUGUUAUACGAGGGUCUGUACGUACCGAGGAAGACACUAGCCAGACAUCUCUCUCGGACUAAACGCCUCACACACAAACAAAGCCAGACGGUGGGGCUGAACUUCACGUGGCCGGCCAGGAAAGUGGUGGCGACGGAGGGGGAGGUGUUGCUGGGUGGCCUCAUGAUGGUGCACGAGCGUCACCAUGAUAUAGUCUGUGGCCCCAUCAUGCCCCAGGGAGGUGUACAGGCGGUGGAGGCCAUGUUGUACACUCUGGAUUUCAUCAACGAUCAGGAAGACUUUAUCCCCGGCGUGAGAAUCGGGACCCACAUCCUGGACGACUGUGACAAAGAUACCUACGGCCUCGAGCAAGCUGUAGACUUUAUCAAAGGUUCCAUCAGCAACAUCGACGACGGGGAGUACAAGUGUAGGGACGGGUCGUCGCCCCAGGUGAGGAACAAGGUCAUCUCUGGGGUGGUGGGCGCCGCCUCCUCCGUCACCUCCAUCCAGGUAGCCAACCUCCUCAGGCUCUUCAAGAUCCCCCAGGUCAGCUUCUUCUCCACCUCGCCGGAGUUGAGUAACAAGCAGAGGUUCGAGUACUUCUCCAGGACCAUCCCUUCAGACCACUACCAGGUCAAGGCCAUGGUGGAGAUCGUCAAGAAGUUGGGCUGGUCCUAUAUCUCCAUCAUCUACGAGGAGUCUAACUACGGCAUUAAGGCCUUUGAGGAGCUAGAAGGGCUCCUGGCGUACAACAACAUCUGCAUCGCUGUCAAAGAGAAACUAGUGAAGGACUCCGGGGUGGCUGAUGAGGGCGCUUAUGAUCUGACUGUCCAGCGUCUGAUGCAGAAACAACGUGCCAGAGGUGUGAUAAUCUUUGGGUCAGACCAAGAAGUGGCCGGGGUGAUGCGAGCCGUCAGAAGGAACAACGCGACAGGUAGCUUUACCUGGAUUGGCUCUGAUGGAUGGUCGGCGAGGUCUUUGGUCUCUUCAGGUAACGAGCCGGAGGUGGAGGGGACACUGUCGGUACAGCCACAGGCCAACCCUGUCCGUGGCUUUGACAGGUACUUUCUGGGACUGACUGUGGAGAACAACAGAAGAAAUCCUUGGUUCGUUGAAUACUGGGAGGACCAUUUUAAGUGCCGCUACCCUAACAGCUCUCGGACACCUUACAACGGCGCCUACAACAGGACGUGCACGGGAGAGGAGAAGCUCACCAACAAGAACACCCAAUUUGAGGCCCAGCUCCAGUUCGUGUCUGAUGCUGUCAUGUCCUUCGGCUACGCCUUCAGAGACAUGCACCAGAAGCUUUGCAGAGGAGGUAAAGGCCUGUGUGAUGAGAUGCAGCCUAUAGACGGUGAGCAGCUGUUGUCUUACCUGAGGAAGGUGAUGUUUACAGGACUCAGCGGAGACAGGUUUAAAUUUGACCAACAGGGGGACGGGCCAGCGAGGUACAAUAUUAUUCACUUCAAGCAAAUCUCACCUGGCGUUUACUCCUGGGUCACUGUCGGCCAGUACGUCGAAGGUCUACUGAAGCUUAACAUGAGUGCCAUACAGUUCAAGCUGGAUGAUCCGUCACCGCCGAGUAGCGUGUGUUCCCUGCCUUGCUACAUCGGCCAGGCCAAGAAGUACGUGGAGGGCGAGUCUUGCUGCUGGCACUGUUUCAACUGUUCUACCUACCAGAUCGUUAGUCCAGUGGAUCCAACCCGGUGUAUAAACUGUGACUGGGGGACACUGCCAUCCAUUGACCAUCUACACUGUAAUCAAAUCCCUGAGGUAUACAUCAGACCAGAUUCGUGGUGGGCAAUAGGAGCAAUGUUGUUCUCCUCGUUGGGCGUGGUGAUGACGGGCGUGGUGGUGUGGGUGUUUUUCAGCCAUCACGACACGCCCGUGGUCAGAGCCUCGGGCAGGGAGCUCUCCUACGUCCUCCUCUCUGGCGUCUUCCUCUGCUACGCCAUCACCUUUGUUUUUGUUCUCAAGCCGUCGGCGGUGGUGUGUGGGGUUCAGAGGUUCGGGCUGGGGUUCUGCUUCGCCGUGGUGUACAGCGCCUUGCUCACCAAGACCAACAGAAUAUCUCGCAUCUUCAACGCCGGCAAGAGGACGGCUAAGAGACCCUCCUUCAUCUCCCCGCGCUCACAGCUCUGUAUCUGCUUCUGUACCGUCUCUAUCCAGGUGGUGAUCACGGGGGUGUGGUGGGUGGUGAGUCCCCCCAGAGCCAUUCAUCACUACCUGGUGAGGGAGGACAACUUCCUGGUGUGCGCUGCCUCCAUCAACGCCUCCUACAUGAUCGCUUUCGCUUACCCUAUAGGACUGAUCAUAGUGUGCACCAUCUACGCCGUCCUCACCAGGAAGAUCCCGGAGGCUUUUAACGAGAGCAAGUACAUCGGCUUCACCAUGUACACAACCUGUAUCAUCUGGCUGGCUUUCGUCCCGAUCUACUUCUCUACUGCUAACAAUGUGGAGCUACGGAUCACCACCACUUCAGUGACCAUCUCCCUAUCGGCAACAGUGGCUUUAGCGUGUCUCUUCACCCCCAAACUUUACAUUAUUCUCUUACACCCGGAGAGGAACGUCAGGCAAUCCAUGAUGCCCGCCGCCAAGUAUUCCGCCAUCAAGAACAAUCUCUCAUCCUCAUCCCAGCGAGUCGACUCAGGCACCCAGAGUGAAGCAGUGAUCUUCCCACUAGACUACGAGCUACACGAGAAGUUGAGGACGAUGGGUUGCGCCUCUCAUCCAAGAUCCUCGAGUGGCACCCAGACCUGCCCUGCCUCCUGUUGCCUGCCUGACCACCGCUGCGGGGCCACACUCACCCUGGCCCCCUCCCCGGCCACACCUGCCACCAAUGGCCCUCUUCAAGACGUCCCAGAUGUGCAGCUGUAGAUAAGCUGUCCAGGAAGUAUCACUGUAGAUCACUUGUAUUGUUGUAGAUUAUUUGAUAUAAAGCUGUAGACCAUAUGAUGUACAGCUGUAGUCCACACGUACAGCUGUAGUCCACAUUAUGUACAGCUGUAGUCCACAUGUACAGCUGUAGACCAUAUGAUAUACAGCUGUAGUCCACAUGUACGGCUGUAGACCAUAUAAUGUACAGCUGUAGUCCGCAUGUACAGCUGUAGACCAUGUGAUGUACAGCUGUAGACCAUGUGAUGUACAACUGUUGACCACAUGCACAGCUGUAAACCACAUGUAAAGCUGUAGACCACAUGCACAGCUGUAGUCCACAUCUACAGCUGUAGACCACAUAUACAGCUGUAAAGGACGUACAUCUGUAAAUCUUACGGUAUACAGCUGUAAACUUAACCUAAUCUGACCUGACCUAACCAUAACUAAGAUAUAAGAGAUGAUCCGUGACUCAGAGACGGAUUACUAAACACUCAGACCUCUGAUUGCUCUACCACUCAGAAUACCAUAUAUAUGCUCUGCACUCUGGUCUAUUACAGAGCAAUUUUGAGCUAUGCAAUUUAUAAUGAAGGUAACAUUGAUCACAAGACGCUGUUAUACAUUCGUUAUGUGGCUUGAAAAUACGUUAUGUUAUGCCGAUCAGAACAUAUUUGUACUCUUUGUUUUCCCGAUCAGAACACGUUUGUACGUCCAGACAGAGAAACAGACAACAGACACAGACAUAGACAUAAGAAACACACAGACAGACAGACAUAGAGAUAAACAGAAACAGAAUUAGACAGAUACAGACA
Homarus americanus (American lobster) is the source of this 4650-nucleotide messenger RNA. RefSeq names its product metabotropic glutamate receptor 6-like. Gene Ontology annotation, molecular function: adenylate cyclase inhibiting G protein-coupled glutamate receptor activity. The record is from RefSeq and is a predicted model, not a curated record. NCBI's taxonomy places the organism in Eukaryota, Metazoa, Arthropoda, Malacostraca, Decapoda, Nephropidae. The transcript is spliced from 18 exons. Bases 755 to 3841 code for a protein of 1028 amino acids. Gene Ontology annotation, biological process: G protein-coupled receptor signaling pathway. Gene Ontology annotation, cellular component: membrane.